Molecule: messenger RNA, 723 nt
Organism: Carya illinoinensis
Lineage: Eukaryota; Viridiplantae; Streptophyta; Magnoliopsida; Fagales; Juglandaceae
Exons: 1
Coding region: 1-723 (240 amino acids)
Source: RefSeq, a predicted model, not a curated record
AUGACAUCUAAAAGAAACAAGAGCUGGGAAUUCUUAAAGGCCAUCAAAGCAGAGGUUUCCAUACCAUGGCUUUGUUAUGGUGACUUCAAUGAAAUCACCUGUCAAGGGGAGAAGAUCGGAGGCUGCCCCAGGCCAUAUAGACAAAUGGAAAUAUUUAGAGAUGUCCUUGAAAGCUGCUCUUUAAAAGCAAUCCAGACUAGAGGCUCUAGGUACACUUGGACAAAUAACAGAAGAGGGAGAAGUUUUACCAAAGAAAAGUUAGAUCGGGCUCUAGUAAACCUAGCUUGGAAGCAUUUGUUUAAGGAAGGUUGCUACUCUGUGGAACCUGCAGUAAAAUCAAACCAUUCUCCACUUGUUAUCUUUAUUGGGAAUAAAAGGAAUUAUGGCAGCCCACAAACAAAAUGCUUCAGGAUGGAAGCAGCAUGGUUAUUAAAUGAAGACUGUGUUCAAACCAUAAAGGAGGCUUGGGGAAAGGCUGCAAGUGGUGAGGAUCUUUCAACCACUUUGAAGAGAAUACUUCUCAAUUGCAGGUCUGCUCUAAACAUAUGGAAUUCCAAAACAAACAAAAAGAUCCCUGCAGAUAUAAAGAAAAAACUGGUAAAAGUGAAGGACCUGCAAGAAAAUGUAAGAGGGGAGCAUAUAGAUUCUGCUUCAAAACUACAAAAGGAAAUUGACCAAUCGCUAGUCGAGGAAGAUCUUAAAUGGAAACAAAGGGCAAAAUAA